ACAUGUACAAGAGCUCGUACAUGAUGGACUACAGACCGUACAAUGACUACAAUCCACCCAUUGAGAAUCAUACACAGAAGAUUACGUUAGCAGAAGCCCAGCUGAAGGCCAAAGAGUUUGCACAGCCAUCCAAGUCCCAGCCUCCAGUGAUGUAUAGGGAAGAUCCCGUCAGCCAGAGAAAAGAAACCGCUGAAGGACCACACAGUCCAGCAGCUGUUAGCACUGAUGACAAAUUGGAGAUGGGUCACACAGGCUGCUCAUUUGGUCCUGAAUCAUUCCAAGAGGUCCAGGAAGAGCAGAGGAAGUAUUUUAAUACAGUCCUUCCAAAUGCUGAAUCCUACCUCUCUAAAUGUUAUCCCCGCCUUGAGCAAACUGCAGCCCAGGAGGACAAAACGGAGAGCACACAAAUGCCCGCCAUGCCAGAAAGAGGGGCUUCUUCUCCUUCACCAUUUUAUCCCCAGCCUUCUGCAACCACUGAGCAGUGUCCAGGAAAAGACGAUCAGGAAGGGCCAGUAUUUUACAAGCGAAGACAAAGUCAGACCUGGGACAGCUACCAGCAAUUUAUCCUGGAGACGUGCAGAGCGAGGCAAACAAAAGCUCAGCAGAACAGGAGCAUGGUCUUGGGGUCUUCUGUGUUUGGGAAAGAUUGCAGCAAUACAGAGGGGGCAAGCACCUACAGCACAGAUUACAAAUGCUGGUCUGGAGUCCACAAUGGACGUUGCAAAGCACAGAGGAAUUUCUCUAAAAUUGUCUUGGAAGAUGGCCACUUUAACCAGAGCCCCUGGGUUUCAGAAUACAAGGACAGCUACAGUAUUUUCUUGCAGAAGCUGAACUGGCCGUCUCACAGCGCCAUGUCAGCUCUAUGCUCUGCCGUAAAGCCCAUCACACAUCUGUCCCAUGGGCUGGCUUCUCACAAGCCCAUUCCAGUGAAUACAGUCUUCUGAGCGUUGCCAUAAAGACCGUGCUCUGGGAUCUCUCCAAGAUGCCAGCCAUGAUCACAUCUGAGCAAGACCAUAGAGACCUGGAAGACCCUUUCUGUUCUAUAUUUU
Molecule: messenger RNA, 1049 nt
Organism: Malaclemys terrapin pileata
Lineage: Eukaryota; Metazoa; Chordata; Testudines; Emydidae
Exons: 6
Coding region: 3-944 (313 amino acids)
Source: RefSeq, a predicted model, not a curated record